Molecule: messenger RNA, 2240 nt
Organism: Mandrillus leucophaeus (drill)
Lineage: Eukaryota; Metazoa; Chordata; Mammalia; Primates; Cercopithecidae
Gene: GABRQ
Product: gamma-aminobutyric acid (GABA) A receptor, theta
Exons: 9
Coding region: 263-2161 (632 amino acids)
Biological process (GO): regulation of membrane potential; monoatomic ion transmembrane transport; chemical synaptic transmission
Cellular component (GO): membrane; GABA-A receptor complex; synapse
Molecular function (GO): GABA-A receptor activity; extracellular ligand-gated monoatomic ion channel activity; neurotransmitter receptor activity
Source: RefSeq, a predicted model, not a curated record
UGCCGGGCGCGCCCUGGGGGGAGCUGCGUCCGGCAGAGCUGCUGGGUGGUUGCUUUUCCCGGGCUCUCACCUCCGGUAUCCGGGCCUACCCCCGCAACCCCUACUUCCCUUGCCCUCGCUGCUCUCUCCGUAGAGGCGACUCUGGGGAAGGGCCAGCAAUCCCGCCUUCCCCGGCCCCAGUAGUGAUCCACUCCCCACCCCACCUCUGUCGCUUUUCGAGGCCCCAUCUCCCGCGCCUUUAGGCGCCCAGAACGCCCCAGCCAUGGGUAUCCGAGGCAUGCUGCGAGCCGCAGUGAUCCUGCUGCUCAUCAGGACCUGGCUCGCGGAGGGCAACUACCCCAGUCCCAUCCCGAAAUUCCACUUCGAGUUCUCCUCCGCUGUGCCCGAAGUCGUCCUGAACCUCUUCAACUGCAAAAAUUGUGCAAAUGAAGCUGUGGUUCAAAAGAUUUUGGACAGGGUGCUGUCGAGAUACGAUGUCCGCCUGAGACCGAAUUUUGGAGGUGCCCCCGUGCCUGUGAGAAUAUCUAUUUAUGUCACCAGCAUUGAACAGAUCUCAGAAAUGAAUAUGGACUACACGAUCACGAUGUUUUUUCAUCAGACUUGGAAAGAUUCACGCUUAGCAUACUAUGAGACCACCCUGAACUUGACCCUGGACUAUCGGAUGCAUGAGAAGUUGUGGGUCCCUGACUGCUACUUUCUGAAUAGCAAGGAUGCUUUCGUGCAUGAUGUGACUGUGGAAAAUCACGUGUUUCAGCUUCACCCAGAUGGAACGGUGCGGUAUGGCAUCCGACUCACCACUACAGCAGCCUGUUCCCUGGAUCUGCAUAAAUUCCCUAUGGACAAGCAGGCCUGCAACCUGGUGGUGGAGAGCUAUGGUUACACAGUUGAAGACGUCAUAUUAUUCUGGGAUGACAAUGGGAACGCCAUCCACAUGACUGAGGAGCUGCAUAUCCCUCAGUUCACUUUCCUGGGGAGGACGAUUACUAGCAAGGAGGUGUAUUUCUACACAGGUUCCUACAUACGCCUGAUACUGAAGUUCCAGGUUCAGAGGGAAGUUAACAGCUACCUUGUGCAAGUCUACUGGCCUACUGUCCUCACCACUAUUACCUCUUGGAUAUCAUUCUGGAUGAACUAUGAUUCCUCUGCAGCCAGGGUGACAAUGGGCCUAACUUCAAUGCUCAUCCUGACCACCAUCGACUCACAUCUGCGGGAUAAGCUCCCCAACAUUUCCUGUAUCAAGGCCAUUGAUAUCUAUAUCCUCGUGUGCUUGUUCUUUGUGUUCCUGUCCUUGCUGGAGUAUGUCUACAUCAACUAUCUUUUCUACAGUCGAGGACCUCGGCGCCAGCCUAGGCGACGCAGGAGACCCCGAAGAGUCAUUGCCCGCUACCGCUACCAGCAAGUGGUGGUGGGAAAUGUGCAGGAUGGCCUGAUUAACGUGGAAGACGGAGUCAGCUCUCUCCCCAUCACCCCAGCGCAGGCCCCCCUGGCAAGCCCGGAAAGCCUCGGUUCUUUGACGUCCACCUCCGAGCAGGCCCAGCUGGCCACCUCGGAAAGCCUCAGCCCACUCACUUCUCUCUCAGGCCAGGCCCCCCUGGCCACUGGAGAAAGCCUGAGUGAUCUCCCCUCCACCUCAGAGCAGGCCCGGCACAGCUAUGGUGUUCGCUUUAAUGGUUUCCAGGCUGAUGACAGUAUUAUUCCUACCGAAAUCCGCAACCGUGCCGAAGCCCAUGGCCGUGGUGUUACCCAUGACCAUGAAGAUUCCAAUGAGAGCUUGAGCUCAGAUGAGCACCAUGGUCAUGGCCCCAGUGGGAAGCCCAUGCUUCACGAUGGCAAGAAGGGUGUGCAAGAAGCAGGCUGGGACCUUGAUGACAACAGUGUCAAGAGUGGCUGCCUUGCCGCUGAGGAGCAACUCAAGUGUGUUACUAACAGUACCUGGGGCCUUAAUGAGGAUGAGCUCAUGGCCCAUGGCCAUGAGAAGGACAAUAGCUCAGAGUCUGAGGAUAGUUGCCCCCCAAGCCCUGGGUGCUCCUUCACUGAAGGGUUCUCCUUUGAUCUCUUUAACCCUGACUACGUCCCUAAGGUUGACAAGUGGUCCCGGUUCCUCUUCCCUCUGGCCUUUGGGUUAUUCAACAUUGUUUACUGGGUAUACCAUAUGUAUUAGUCCCCCAGUGCUCCAGAAGGGCAGGAGCACUGUGCUGUGCUCAUUUCACAGUUUCUUUUGGGUUUUUCCCUCUUUCCUU